Molecule: messenger RNA, 1961 nt
Organism: Gossypium raimondii (Peruvian cotton)
Lineage: Eukaryota; Viridiplantae; Streptophyta; Magnoliopsida; Malvales; Malvaceae
Exons: 5
Coding region: 153-1616 (487 amino acids)
Source: RefSeq, a predicted model, not a curated record
CCGCUUCUUUGUAGUUGGUUUUGGUUUGCAACAGAGACAGAAGAAAGGCAACUCUGCAGCAAGAACAAGAAAAAAGAAAUUAAUGAGUUAAGAUUUUCCACAUUCAUCCACACACAGGUUUUUGAGUUUCUAAAAAGUAGUCAUUUACUGCUAUGGAAAAGAAGAAGAAGAAGCAUAAGAAACUUAUUGCCACUUCUUCUAAUCAAGAGCCUGAAUCAAAUGAUCUCUUGAGCAAGGAACAACAAAAUCAACCCAAUGAGGCACUUGCUGCAAAGGUUACCAAAAAUGGCAGCUCUUCACAAGAAAAUCUUUCUUCCUUGAACGAUCAACAUUCACGUAUUCUACAAUGGCCAUACACCACCCAACAGGCGGCAGAGCAGUCUUCCUUGAAUCCAAGACCUUGUAUAUCAAGUCAGACGCCUCCUAUUCUUGCAAGCCGACCACAGCAAGUAGCACCAUUGCAGUCCAAUUUCCCUAAUCAUCUUGUCCAGCAGGGCCAACCCACAGUGCAUUUAGCCCCAUCCACUUCACCCUUCUGGCUGCCGCAGCCACCUAGUUACCAUUUCCCUGCAGUAUCUGUGCCUGCUACAUUUCAGCCGUUCACUGCUAGUUGGCAACCGUCUCCUCUAAUUGGAGGAACUUCCCCAAGGAGCCAACAUCAGGUCCCAAAUAUCGGUUACCAUUUUAGCCCGUACCCAAGUUUUCCAGGUCCUUGGGAUCCCUCUUCUUGGUGGACUCAUGGUCAGCAAGUUCAUCCAUCUUUCAACUGUACUUUCCCAGGAGCUUAUAAUGGCUCCUUUUCUUCAGAACCUCCGCCAAUGCCUACUUGUUCAGCAACCUUUGGAGAGUCCUCUCAAAGAGGGAUUAUUCGCCCAAUGGCUAAACUUUCUCAGAAGCAUCAACAACUUUGGGAAGCCCAAGUAUCAUUUGAGAAUGUUAUGCUAUGGAGAGUAAUUGGUCAGUUGCAAUCAGAAUUAGCUGAUUACAAGAGUCAAAUAUUAAAGCUUGAAGGUCAAAUUGCAUCUCUGAAACCGCCUGCGGAUGAGCCUUCUGCUCAAGCUGUUCAGACUGGCUUAUCCGGAGCAGCAUCAAAGAGGGGCAGACCUAAGAGGGCAGUUGCUUCAGUUGAUGUGUCUGCUUCUCCUGAUGAGUCUCAUCCUCAAGCAAGAGGUCAAAAGCCUGCAGCAAGUAAAGUUCAACCUGAGUCUAGAGUUCUUUUUUUUGAGAAAGUUGUUCUAAACAAGGUGGAAAAAACAGCUCACUCUAUUUCGAGUACCAAGAAAGAUAAUGAGAAGACCAUAACAAAUAAUAGUGUUAAUGGAAGCAAUUUGCCUAUGCCUGCAUUCCACAACCAAGCUCACCCGGAAGGUCCUAGCAUCCAAAUUUGCGGAACCGAGACCAAUUCCUCUUUAGCUCAGCAACCUAAAGAAAACGACAAGGGGAUUUCAGAUACGCACAUGGGAGGGACAAACGGUGAAGCCCUUGCUUGGCCUGCAAGUUUUGUAACUGAAGAGCCUCGGAGAAACAUAUAUAAUACGAUCUCUCAAAGUUUAUAUGACAAUGGCUGUUUGAUCAGAGAAGCAGGAAAACUUACCUGGAUGGAGUUUUGUGAAUGAAGAGGAUGCUUCAGAUGAGGUUGAAGAUGGUGUAAUGGCCUCAUCAAAGGAUGAAAAUGAAGAGGAAAUGAGAGAUGAUGUUAGCUCAGAAGCUGAAGAAAUUGCUCAAACAAAAGAUGAGAGUGCUUACAAGAUGGAUUCUGCAGUAGGAAGCUACCCCAAGAAUUUGCCUCAAUAUAAUAACUGGUCUUAGGUUCCUGCUGUGUACAUGGAAAUUGGGUCAUCAAUUUCUUUGGUUUUGGCUUACAUGUAGAGAGAGAUUUGCCCUAAAUUUUGUAGGAGAGUAGGAUUUUAACCUGGGCAAAGUUAAUUAUAUAUUAUGAAAUUGCUACUAACUUCACUGAA